Klebsormidium nitens is the source of this 5281-nucleotide messenger RNA. The record is from the annotation of a GenBank genome assembly. NCBI's taxonomy places the organism in Eukaryota, Viridiplantae, Streptophyta, Klebsormidiophyceae, Klebsormidiales, Klebsormidiaceae.
CUAGCUCCGAAUCUGCACUUUCAGAAGCGCAGUGGUUGUUCUCUGAGACAAGCCAUGAGCGGUCUUGUCAUUCUACACCUUUGAAUCUGAAGCAGAAGAAGCUAGAAGAAUACACGUUUACGUACCUUUCCAAGCUCUGACAACACCAUCCUAGUGUCCCUUUGGGCUGUUUUUGGAUUGAUUGACGCAAACAACAGGAUGGCGACGCAGAUUGUCAUCUUGAAAAGGAAAAAGAACCAGAAGCGGAGGGAAGAGGAGGCCAGGCUUGCUGCCGAGCAGGGCAAAGCAGCCCCCGAGCUCCCCGCUUUCAGCAAUGGGAAAAGGCCGCCAGCAGGACGCUUACCGGCGGGUCUAGAGUCGGACACUUCGGACGCAGAGUUCCGGUACGGACGGCUGGGCUUGGAGGAUGGCCUCGACGCCGUCGAAGAACAGGAUCGCACAAUUGUCUCCCGCGUCUAUGACAUCAUCAAGGAGACCAAGUACCGGCAGACGCAAUACUGCAACCUGCUGUCGUUCCUUAUCUUUACGGGCCUGUACAUGACUGUCCUGUACAUGCAGCAGAACAGUGCGCUCGUGUACCAGCUGACCACGGCCAACUCUGCAAUUCUGCCAGAGGGCAGCAGCUUCACGUACGCCAACGACAUUUACGCGUACAUCAACGAUACGUUUGUGAAUACCAUCUGGGCGGACCCAGUGUGCGGCGAUGGAGUCUGCGACCGCCCCAUCGAGUUCAACGGAUUUGGGCGCUUUGGGUGUACCCCCGACUGCGGGGCAAUGGACACAGUCCCGGUAGCGGUCUCGUUUGAGACCGACUUCAAGACCGCGCAGGAUCAGGCCGACGCGGAAUGGAACGUGUGCAUGACGUAUCCGGACAAUCUGUGCUGGUUUGACACCAAUCAGAGGUUUGCCGACCAGUCGGGCGCGUACGAGACGACCUUGAACCUCCCCAACGGCACCUGGGAGGUCCGCCUGACGUCCCCCGGUGACGGUGUGUCAGGAAAGGCGACCACACAGAUUGUAGAUCCUUUGGGCGCGGCUGAAGACAUCAAACUGUCGAGCUGGGGCACCUGCAAGCCGGACGCGGAGUCGGAUCUGGUCCGCUGCCGCUCGAUCUGCGCAAAGAGCGUCGGAUGUGCUGUGGACGCCUGUUCGAACGUCAACGACCGCACCUUGGCCGGCCUCUUCGUCGACUGCAUUGGGCUUUGCAAUGCGAAUGUCACGGCCUUGGACCCUUACCAGAACCUGAACUGUCUCCAAAUUGUGUCCCUUGCCAACAGUAGCAAGCACGACUCCUUUUUCACGGCCAGCGGCAGGGUCUGCACCCUCGACCCCAUCUACGUGUCCGAACACCCUGACCAGGCGGCUACUCUCACCGCGCGCGCACAAGCACCCGUCAAGGGCUCCGACCUCACAGGAGGGCGUCGCCGCCUCGCGUCUUCCGGCCGGCGCCUCUCCCAGGCCGGAACCGGAACCGAGCUCUACUGGCAGCAGUUUGGGAACACGGACGUCCAACGCUUUCGCAAUCUGGCCACGGCCGUGUCGAGAGCCCUCAACACUUGGAUCAUCGACUCCUGCCUGGCUAAGUAUUAUAUGCCCCCAACCACAACGGGGCCUAAGAUGCUCGGCUUCUUCUGUGCUUAUUUUGGGGGCCCUGCUACGCUGCCGGGGUGCUCCUACACGGACGCGACGACCAGCACGACGCUGACGUCUGCUGACGUGGACGCUCUGCAUGCUGUUCUGGAGAGAAAGUAUGGCGCAGGCAGUCCGUACAACAUCUCCCAGCCAGAGCAGAAUCGCUUCAUCACUAUCCUAGAAAACGCGCUCUACGAAACCAUCGGUUUCACGCUCAGCGACGCGGACCUCGUCAAUGUUGGCAAUCACCUGCACGACACGGACGCUCAGGUUGUUCAGCAGGAAGUCAACAACUGCAAUCUCGUCAACGUUGUGCUUCCGUGGAAGCUGGACGUGCACUACGUCACAAAUAUCACCGCGGGAGACUCCAUCCAGUUUGUCUGGGCGGAUGACUUUCCACACGCUGUCAAAGGCAAGCUAUAUGCCUAUCCUUCGUCUUCAACUGCAGGCCAAAACAUGCAAGAUUCCGCUGACAUCUUCAACGGAUUCGGAACUGGCCGGCGAGUCAUCUCGACUGGCAGCUUAUGCAGCCCCGAAAACGUUGGAGCUGGGGAAAAUGGCAGCUUCUUAACGGACCCUGUGCCAUGUGUCGUUCGGUCCGAUAACGUUCUCAAAGCAGCUCAAACCGCAACAUCAGCCUUCUCUUUCACACAAGUAUUCACUCAGCCUGGUGUAUACGAAUACCUGGACUCCCGCUUUGGAUCAUCGAUGACUGGGACAGUGUACGUGUCGCCCAAGGACAAAGGCCUUCCUCAAACGGUGACAACUGAGGACCAGCGCGAGUGCGCGCCCGGGUGUCCCAUCCGCUUGCUGGCCAACGGUCGCUGCGGCGCCAGCUUCGGCUGCAAUUCCGUGGAGUGCGCUUUCGACGGCGGGGACUGCUCCUGCCCGGAUCCGGCGACCGUGCUGGCGACCACCUCCGGCGGAAGCGGAACCAACAACCUGUGCAAGUGCCCCCCGGGACAGAUCAGGAGCGACGACGGCGCGUGCUGCCAAGCAGAACCGAUCGGCCAGGAUUACCGUGCGACCUUUGAAGUGGUGAUUGUGAACAACCAGGAGUCCCUUUUCGACCCCAGCAACUGCACAAGGACCCGCUACGCGACCAAUCACAACAGAAUUAUUGGGGGCCUGUACAUGAGGCAGAAGAGAUACGGAGGAGAGCUUUGCAAAGACAAACGAUUCCUGAGCCUCUUCCAGUACUGCAUCGACGGAGAGUCCAUCGCGCCCUUCGGCGUGGACCCCGUCUUCGUGCCGACGUCAUCUCUGUUCAACCCGGACCAGGUCGCCAACAUCGGUGACUAUUACUCCCCGGAAGAGAUCACAUUCCUCGGGGUCCCCAUGGGCUUUUACAGCGAGGACUCGGGGAAGGGCGACCCGGGCUUCCCUAUAGUCUUCGACAUCAACUUAGACCAGGCCGGGGCGCAGGCCCGGUUGCAAACGCUGGCCGACGGGCUGUUCCUGGACAACGCUACCGACAGCCUACUGCUGCACUUGGUCACGUACAACGGCGAGAGCCACUUCUUCGUGAGCACGGAGGUCCGGCUGACCUUCCAGCGCGCGGGCAAGAUCGCGGUCAACACCAACAUCAACGCGGUGGACGUGCAGCCCUACCGGCGGCCGAUUGACUACUUGCUGGCGUGUUUGGAGAUCAUCGUGGCGUGCUCCAUCUUUUUCGGGGCCUACAAGGAGAUCGCGGAAGCGAUCUCGAUCCGGCGGAAGAAGGGCACCUUCUGGCCCUACUUCGCGCAGGCAUGGAACUACAUCGACCUCGCGUCGCUCACGCUGCUCGUGACGGCCGUCGUUAUGAGGAUCGUCUUCGUGGCAUAUUUGGCGCCCACGUUCCACGCGCGCGCGCGCUACGAGAUCUACGAGAGCCUGACGCAGCCGGCGCGCUUCUUCCAGCUCAAGAAGGACGGCUCCGAGCUGCACGACUUCACGCACCUCCUCGAGAAGGUCCACUACCUCAUCUCGUAUGACGCCGUGUACGCGGGCAUCAACGGGAUCAACAUCUUCUUCAUGAUCCUGCGCAUCCUGAAGCACAUGCACUUCCAGCCGCGCAUGGGCGUUCUGACGCGGACGCUGGUGGAGGCGGGCCCCGACAUCCUCAACUUCUUCAUCCUGUGGACCAUCGUCUUCCUGGGCUACUCCUUCAUGGGCCACAUCGUCUUCGGACGCUCCGUCGACUUCUUCCGCAGCUUGGGGUGGUCCAUCACGAGUUGUUUCCUCUUGAUCCUCGGAGACACAUCGUUUGAAUAUAACUUGAUGACGCUUCAAGGUUGGGAGUUCGGUGCCGGCCAAUUCUUCUUCUGGACCUUCAACUGGUUCAUCGUUUUCAUCAUUAUGAACUUCCUGAUUGCGAUUGCAGUCGACGCCUUUGUGGAUGUCAAGGAGAAGACCGAAACCGCCCCCACAAUGCCGGAAGAAAUCGCGGAGUACGCGUACUGGUACAUCCAAUCCGUCGUCAACAAGCGGCUCUCGCAGAGGAAGUUGCUCAAGCAGCUCAAGGUCUGGCGGCGAAAGGCGCGCUGCGGCGCGACCAAAGCCGGCGACGCGAAGUGUAAGGAGCUUGACACUCACGACGAGGAGGAGGCGGAGGAGGAGAGCGAGCUGGUGCUGAAGCUGGACGGCAAGAACAUCGACGGCGAGUCGCUGCAGAGUAUCUUCGAGAGGCGCUGCCAGAUGGAGGACCGCGACGGCUCGGCGGACCGGCCGGAGCGGAUCGCGAAGCAGAUCCUGGUCGAGUACGGCGAGCACGUGAAGAAGCAGUUCAAGCAGCCCAAGAAGCCCAAAAAGAACGCGGAGCUCUUGGAACUCAAGGACGCCGUCCGCAACCUGGAGCUGCGCAUGCGCGACAUCGGGGACCUGCUGCACGGCCGGCUGGAUGCCAUUCACAGCGAUCUGGCCGCCGGCGGUCUCGCGCGGAGCGUCAUCCCGGAGGGACGUGAGGACGAGGAAGAUGACGGCAUGGAUGACGGAGACGAGGGUUCGGACGGCGCUGACUCCGACAACGGCGGCCCAACCACGCGAAGAAAUGAGCUCUUCGAGAAGUAAUAGCACGUCGAUAUUUAGCCGAGCCUUCCGAAGGAGGAGAAAGCAAGUUUGACACGGGAGUUGAGAGAAUCGUGAGAUAUACUUAGUGAAUUCAACUAGAAGCGUGAGCGGAUCCGCGACGAGAGUUUGAUAUUUCUUUUGUGACCACUGAAUAGAAGCUGCAAAGAGAUCUAUGCAGCCGGUGACUUAGUAUCUAGAAGGGAGCGAAGACCGCAUCUGCCAAAAUCAGCUGUGAGUAAGAACGUAGGCAAACAGGUUCCGUUUUCGCCCCUUCAGUCCUUCAGGUAUUAUGCCGGAACCAGUGAAGUAUCAGGAAGCUUGCCACGUGCAUCUCAAGCUUAGUCGGCAGAGGCAAGGUCGCGGGUGAUGGCAGUGCGCGCGCCUUUAAAAGGGUCAAGACGCCCCCGUGAGUCCGCAGGGCGAGUCAAUGUUAGGCUAGGCCCGUACUGAGUUGCGAACAAAGGACACUGAAAGCUUUUGGGACUUUGGCGCAGUGUAUGUAAACCACUUUUGUUUGACGGAUAAACAAGUGAGUAAGUACAGUGGUUCAUGGCAUCUGUACUUGCUACAGAAGCCCUUCCACUGAAUUCGACUGUGA